Molecule: messenger RNA, 1944 nt
Organism: Oryzias latipes (Japanese medaka)
Lineage: Eukaryota; Metazoa; Chordata; Actinopteri; Beloniformes; Adrianichthyidae
Gene: gyg1b
Product: glycogenin 1b
Molecular function (GO): glycosyltransferase activity
Source: RefSeq, a predicted model, not a curated record
AAAUCUUUCCAAAGAGAAGAAACUAAAUUGUGUGCUACCGUUUUUCUAGUUACGUGUAAGACAGUUUGUUAUAUUGAACUUUAAAUAAGUCAAUUAUAAAUUAAGUUAAAUUCUAAUUUGUGUGUGAAUGUGUGAUUACUGGCCUCUCUGACCUGGCGGGGGUGUUGAGUUUCACGCGGGGAGCAGGUGGGCGUGUGCAGGGACAGUUACGUGACGCAGCGUCCACUGUCUGUAUGGUAUAAAUACACCUAAGCGUGCUCAGUCGGCCCCUCUCUCCUCUCAGCUGCCGCCUUUAAAUCAAAGCUGCGCGGUAGCUAGAUCUCCACCGGCAGUCAUGGCAGAUCAGGCCUUUGUGACUUUGGCUACCAACGACAGCUAUGCUCGGGGCGCCAUGGUUUUGGGCAAGUCCCUUCGUAACACCAACACUUCCAAAAAGUUGGUUGCAUUAAUUGGCCCGCAUGUGUCGGAACCGUGCCGGUCAGUGUUGAGGAUGAUCUACGAUGAAGUGAAGGUGGUGGAUCUGAUGGACAGCGGUGACACGGCUCACCUAGCAAUGAUGAAGAGGCCUGAUCUGGGAGUGACCUUCACCAAACUCAACUGCUGGACGCUCACGCAUUACUCCAAAUGUGUGUUCAUGGAUGCAGACACUCUGGUGCUUUCCAACAUAGACGAGCUGUUUGACAGGGAGGAACUGUCGGCUGCUCCUGACCCUGGCUGGCCUGACUGCUUUAACUCGGGUGUGUUUGUGUUUCGUCCUUCUGUGGAGACCUACGGAAAACUCCUUCAGUUUUGCACAGAACACGGCAGUUUUGAUGGAGGGGACCAAGGUGUCUUGAAUGGCUUCUUCUGCGACUGGGCAACAGCUGACAUAUCAAAACAUCUCCCCUUCAUUUACAACCUGAGCAGCGUAGCCAUCUACACUUACCUUCCAGCAUUCAAACAGUAUGGUGGAAAUGCCAAGGUGGUCCACUUUCUUGGGCAGACCAAGCCAUGGAGUUACACAUUUGACCCCAAGGCCAAACAGGUUUCGGGCAGUGGGCAGGAGGCCGCCGCUCAUCCCACCUUCCUCCUGGACUGGUGGACUCUGUAUGCCAGCUCUGUGGUGCCGCUGCUGCAGGAGCAGUAUGGAGACCAGCCCUUCUUCUCCGGAUGUCUUGAUUCCCAGCCCAGUGGCAUGGUCAGUAGUCAGAAUGUACAGGGUGAGAGCAGCUUUCCCCCGGCGCUCCCUCCCCAGCUUUCCUCAGAGGAGCGGAAGGAGCAAUGGGAGCAAGGCCAGGCUGACUACAUGGGAAUGGACUCCUUUGACAAUAUCAAGAGAAAGCUCGACACGUUCCUGAAAUGAGGUGGAGGUGGGAGUGACAUGGAAAUUCAAAAGCACCUGCAGUCAAAUGUCAUGGUCAACAGAGAAAACACUAAAGCUGACCUUUAUCUUUCUGACCCCCCUCAACACAAGACCAUGUAGUUCUACACAUGUUUGGGGGGGGGGGGGGGGGGGCUUACAUUAACUACUUUAAACUGUUACAUAGUUUACCCCGCUACACUGAAGAAAAUGAAGGUUUACACCGUAAAUGCACUUUUCCUCUUCUGGAUACUUAAAUCUCUCUGCAGCUUGUUUUUCCAAGUCUGUGCUUUAUCUUCUUUUUUUGUGUAUAAAAAUAAACAUUGCAACAAAGGUUGAAGUCUGCUUGAUAAAUGUGUUCUGUAUACCUCUGUGCUUUUCUUACUUCUGAAUUGACAGGUCGUGUGUGACAAAUGCGUUUACAGCACUCCUAAAGAUGUGUAGUCAUUUUUACUGAAUGUGGUGCCUUAAAAACUCUGUACUGCUGUCAUCUUAGAAGUCCUCAAGCGGCUGAUUUUUCUAGAACAAUUGAACGCUGCACGUUUUUAUGACCAGGUUGUUGACUGUACCAGAAUCUUAAAAUAAAUUGAAUUGGGGAAAAAAAA